This is a messenger RNA of Dibothriocephalus latus, 561 nucleotides long. Lineage: Eukaryota; Metazoa; Platyhelminthes; Cestoda; Diphyllobothriidea; Diphyllobothriidae. The record is from the annotation of a GenBank genome assembly.
AUGUUUGCUAUUCAGCCCGACUGUGAGGCAAUGGCUACUCCCUCUAUUGCCGCAAAUGUUUCGGCCCAGCCAUCUGCUGCCGGCCACCAACAUAAUGGAACUACGAAAGACCCAAACUACACCCCUCGCAUCCGAAACCCUGAUGAACAACCGCACAUUGGAAAGUACAAGGAAGUACAAAUUAUGAAAAUGCUGGAUCAUCCGAAUAUUGUGAAGUUGUUCGAAAUUAUUUCAAAUGACAAAGUUCUUUACUUGGUAAUGGAAUAUGCAAGUGGGGGUGAAGUCUUUGACUUUCUCGUCACACACGGUAAAAUGGCAGAAAAGGAGGCUCGGGCCAAGUUCCGCCAAAUCGUAUCUGCAGUUCAGUACUGUCAUCAAAAGCACGUAGUCCAUCGCGAUUUGAAAGCCGAGAAUUUGCUUUUGGAUGCCAAUAUGAAUGUGAAAAUAGCCGACUUUGGAUUUUCGAACAAUUUUUGCCAGGGAAAAAAGUUGGAUACUUUUUGUGGCAGUCCCCCAUACGCCGCCCCCGAGCUGUUUGAGGUACGUCUCAUGUCAUUUUAA